Molecule: messenger RNA, 2048 nt
Organism: Malania oleifera
Lineage: Eukaryota; Viridiplantae; Streptophyta; Magnoliopsida; Santalales; Ximeniaceae
Product: L-ascorbate oxidase homolog
Exons: 8
Coding region: 214-1827 (537 amino acids)
Molecular function (GO): copper ion binding; oxidoreductase activity
Source: RefSeq, a predicted model, not a curated record
AUAAUUAUUUUAAUAAAUUAAUUAUGUCUGCAUUUAUUAUUUAUUAUAUAUUUUUUCCCACACAAUGUGUCUCUUCGCUUCUCCCUCUCCCCCUUAAAUAAGCCCUUCUCCUUUCAUUUCUCACUCGCUCCCCGUCCCCCCCACUCUCUCUCUCUCUCUCUCUCUCUCUCUCUGUAUUAGUAUAAAGAGGCAAGCACAGUGUUGGAAGACGUGAUGGCGGGGUGGUGGUUGUGGGCAGUGGUGGCGAUUUUUGCAGCCGUGGGGAGGGCGGAGGAUCCGUACUUGUUCUUCGAGUGGACGGUCACCUACGGCGUGCGUUCUCCUCUGGGCGUUCCUCAGCAGGUAAUUCUUAUAAACGAUCAAUUUCCGGGUCCUGAGAUUAACUCAGUCACCAACAACAAUCUCAUCAUCAAUGUCUUCAACAAUCUCACCGAGCCGUUUCUUCUCACCUGGAGUGGGCUGCAGCAGAGGAGGAACUCAUUUGAAGAUGGAGUGUAUGGAACCACAUGCCCCAUCCCUCCUGGCAAGAACUUCACAUACAUUAUGCAAGUGAAAGACCAAAUUGGGAGCUUCUACUACUUCCCAUCUCUUGCUUUCCACAAGGCUGCUGGUGGCUUUGGAGGCAUCAAGAUCCUCAGCAGACCCCUCAUCCCUGUCCCCUUCGCUGAUCCUGCUUGGGACUUCACCAUUCUCAUUGGGGAUUGGUACAAGACCAACCACACAAUCCUGAAGGCUGCAUUGGAUGCUGGCAAGAUGCUUCCACCCCCAGAUGGCCUUUUAAUCAAUGGUCAAGGACCUAAUGGUUAUGCACUUCAAUUUGAGCAAGGGAAAACCUACAGGCUCAGGAUUUCAAAUGUUGGGCUCCAAAGCUCAAUUAACUUCAAAAUCCAAGGUCACAAGCUGAAGCUUGUUGAAGUUGAGGGAACUCACACAAUGCAGAUCACUCUUGGCUCUAUUGACAUCCAUGUGGGCCAGUCUGUGUCUGUGUUGGUUACCGCGAAUCGUCCUCCUCGCGAUUACCAUAUUCUGGCUUCAACCCGGUUCACUGCUGUUACCCUCAACAACACCGCCAUUCUCCGCUACAACAACUCACUCCGAGCCUUCUCCCGUCUUCUCCCAAGUCCGACCAUGAACACAGCUGCUUGGUCAUUGCACCAGGCCCGUGCCUUCAGGACUAACUUGACAGCAAGUGGACCAAGGCCAAACCCACAGGGAUCCUACCACUAUGGGCUCAUCAACCUCACUAGAACAAUCAUACUUGAAAGUUCUGCAGGAUUAGUUGAUGGCAAGCAGAGAUAUGCUCUUAACAGUGUCUCCUUUGUCCCGGCCGACACACCCCUCAAGCUCGCGGAUUACUUCAACAUCAGUGGGGUGUUCGAAGUUGGGAGCAUCCCGGACACACCCACGGGCAAACCGAUCCAGCUCGACACCUCAGUGAUGGGUGCCGACUACAGAGCUUUCAUUGAGAUUGUGUUUCAGAACAAUGAGAAGAUUAUGCAGAGCUUUCAUCUUAAUGGGUAUUAUUUCUUUGUUGUUGGAAUGGAUUUUGGAAAGUGGAGUCCAUCUAGAAGAGCACAAUAUAAUCUUAGAGAUGCUGUCUCAAGAGUCACAAUACAGGUGUAUCCAGAGUCAUGGAGUGCCAUAUAUGUUGCACUAGACAAUGUGGGAAUGUGGAAUUUGAGAAGUGAGAUAUGGGCAAGACAGUACUUGGGAGAGCAGUCCUACCUGAGAGUUUAUACCUCGGUGAAAUCGCUUCGUGACGAGUUUCUCAUUCCAAUCAAUGCCCUUCUUUGUGGCAGGGCUGAGGGAAGAAGUACCAGGCCAUAGAUCCACAAGAGGUUGAAGAGCAAACACAGGCUUUUUCAGAUACUGGAUUGCCCAACUCAGGGCGAAAUCCCAUUUUCGAAUUCUAAUAGACCACAACCCAGGGUCAAAUUCUUUUUCUCUAUUAACAAAAGAUGGAAUUUGUUUGUUUGUUUGUUUGUUUGUUUGUGUUCUCAUAUGUAUCGAUUCGGAAAGAAUAAAUAUGCUUUGCUGUUGUACCAAAA